Protopolystoma xenopodis is the source of this 255-nucleotide messenger RNA. NCBI's taxonomy places the organism in Eukaryota, Metazoa, Platyhelminthes, Monogenea, Polystomatidea, Polystomatidae. The record is from the annotation of a GenBank genome assembly.
AUGAUGCUGACUCGCCCAAUCGGUCGGCUUCAAACUAUUCGUGCAAAUGUAUCCGUGCAAGAAGAAUCGACGAUCUCAAGUGGAUAUUUUGUCGCAAAAAGCGAGUCGGCCUCACGACCUGACUGGAUUCCACAGACCCUCGCCGCCCAACCAGUUUGCUCCUGCAACGGUACUCCAAAGUGGACCUUCUACGUCGUGACGACAAUUGCAAAGCAUGUCUUUGUCAUUACACUCGUUUCUACUACUUACUUUUGA